This is a messenger RNA of Rhineura floridana, 2076 nucleotides long. It is a transcript of the gene ABI3, whose product is annotated as ABI family member 3. Lineage: Eukaryota; Metazoa; Chordata; Lepidosauria; Squamata; Rhineuridae. Gene Ontology annotation, molecular function: SH3 domain binding. Gene Ontology annotation, biological process: regulation of cell migration. Gene Ontology annotation, cellular component: lamellipodium. The record is from RefSeq and is a predicted model, not a curated record. Bases 239 to 1363 code for a protein of 374 amino acids. The transcript has 8 exons.
GGAGGUGUCUGGGCUCCAGAGGUGGAGGCUGGAGGGGGUGCCGUAUAGGAAUCCUCAUGUACACUUUCUGGUCAAGGGCAGCAAUAAAUUUCAGGGUGUCAGCAAGAUGUUGUCUGGGCAAGGCUUAGGGGAGGGAUCAACUCUGCCACAGGAGGCAAGUAUAAAAGCGUCCCCAGCCAACUGCCAGAUUCAAAACUUCUUUUGCUGAGACAGUAAGGAAGUGGGGAGCCCAGACCAAAUGAGCGGCAACAUGUCUGAGUUACAGCAGCUGAUGCAGAACUCCAUCCCCUGUGCAAGAGGAGUCCUCAAGGAGAACUACAGCAACCUGCUCAAAGUGGCAGAUUACUGCGAGAUCAACUAUGGAGAGGCCCAAGACAAACGGAAAGCCCUAGAGGAGACCAUGGCUUUUGCAACUCAGUCCUUAGCCAGCGUGGCAUACCAAAUCAGCAACCUGGCCAGUGACAUCCUCAAAAUGCUGGACUUGCAGGCUGCUGAAGCACGACAGGUGGAAGCCAAUGUCUGUUCUAUCACACAGGUGGUGGAGAUGCACAAGGAGAAAGUGGCCCGCCGAGAGAUUGGAGCACUUGCUGUUUGCAAGAAGUUUCCACACUACCAGAAAAUCAUCUACCCAAGCUGCCUCAAGCCCCUGGAGGCGUAUUACAGGAAACCACUGAACUUCAACAGUUUGGAUGAAAUUGGUCAUGGGAUAAAGGACCAAAGCACCCAGCUGGCCAAAACAGGGACGCUGUCCCGACGAGGAACUACAUCAACAGCAGGGCAAUCAUCUGGGAGCCUUAGGCGAAGUCACCGGAUUCCAGAGCCAAUACAGCCGCCCGUUGUCCCAGAUGGCAAACGCUCAUCUGCCUCAUCUUUGUCAUUGCUAAGCAGUCCUGUAGAAGCGAUGAACAAGAGCAUUAUGGGCCCACCUACUGAACCACCAACACCUCCUGUGCUCUCACCUUUUCCUCCACCAACAGAGGCAGGUGAUGUUCCUCCUCCUCCUCCAGAAAGUAUUUUGCUAUUUCCACCUUUUGCAAUGAACAACGAACCCCUGCUAAACCUCCCUGGGCCAGAUCAUGAUUUUCCAGCACCGCCACCACUGGAGAUUUCUAGUUUGGCGAAGCCGGGGCCUCCACUCCUGCCCCCUUCACCACCCCCAGAGAAAUUACCAUGGGCCCCAGACACCUAUCUGGAAAAAGUGGUGACCCUCUACCCUUAUGCUCAGCAGCAGGAGAAAGAACUCUCGUUUGCAGAGGGGACUAUUAUUUAUGUGACACGAAGAUACUCGGAUGGCUGGUGUGAGGGGGUGACAAGCGAUGCAGAGGGGUUGUUCCCGGGGAACUAUGUGGAGCCCUUGCAAUGAAGGAAGCUGAAUAGAUAUAUAGAUAUAUAUAUAUAUACACACACAUACACAAUAUUAAAAUGUGAGCUCUGAUAAAUUGGGUGAGGAAGACUGAACACCUUGUUGUUACCUUGGAGAGAGUUCAUAGAAGGAAUCCUGGGUGGUUGUGGUAUAUGUUGCUAUAACAUCAUUCAUAUUUUCCCUGAUCACUCUAACCAGGCUGAAAUAAAGCUAGUGGGAACAAUUUAAGAGGAUGAAGGGAGCCCCCCUCCAAUUCAUCAGAAUUUGGAGAUGCAUACUUCCAUAUUUGCUAUCAUUCCUCCUCCUCCUUCUCCACAAGUGCCUGCAUCAGUUAUGCAUGUUCCUUUAGACUGCAAUAAUACACACACUUAUGUGGGAGUAAGCCCCAUUGAGCUCAAAGGGGUUUAGUUCUGAGUAGACGCAUAUAGGAUUGCAUCACACAGCAUUUAUUUCUGCCCUUACUGAAGCAACUAUUGCAUAAUCCAACAUCACUUUCUCCAUCUCAGUUUUAGCAGAACACUGUGCUGCAUCUGAUGUGCCCGCCCUUAUCACAUCUGUGGAUACUGUUAUACUUUGAUUGUCAUGGUUGUAUUGCGAAUACUGAUUUUAAAUAAAUAAAUCUUAACUGAUUUAAAAGUCACUAAUAUACAUGUAUUAGAAAGGCAUAGCUUUCUUAUACAAAUAAACAAAAACUUCACUCCAACAUAGCAAUA